UAAAGUCAGAUAACUGAAUGAAUAAGACAUUCAAAUACAGAUUAUACGGUAAAUCCAUUUACAAAGUGAGACUGUAAUUUCAGUAUGUCUGUAAUAUUAUCCUCCUGCUUAAUUGAUUAAUGCUCAUUUUUGACAACCUUAAUGGAUGAAGAAUCAAAUGUAACAUAUAUAACUCUAAGUGGGUAUGUAGAAGUAGAAAAAUACAGAUAUGUUUAUUUUGUGAUUAUGUUCACAGUAUAUAUUCUAAUAAUCUGCUGUAAUUCCACUAUUGUAUGCCUCAUUGUGAUUCACCGAAACCUCCAUGAGCCUAUGUACAUUUUCAUUGCAGCUUUGCUAAUCAACUCUGUUCUUUACAGCACUGCUAUCUACCCAAAGCUUUUGAUUGACUUUUUAUCAGAAAAACAGAUCAUAUCACAUUCAGUUUGUCACUUGCAAUAUUUUUCAUUUUACACUUUAGGUGGUUCAGAAUUCUUACUGUUGGCAGCCAUGGCUUAUGACAGGUAUGUGUCUAUAUGUAAACCUCUGCAAUAUCCAACUAUCAUGAGAAAAACCACUGUCAGUAUUUUCUUGGUUUUGGCUUGGCUUGUGCCUGCUUGUCAAGUCGCAGGGUCAACUACAUUGAGUGCUAACAGAAAAAUCUGUAACUUUACAUUGAAAGGAAUCUUUUGUAACAAUUCAAUUUACAAACUUCACUGUGUGAGUUCAAGAGCACUAUCUGUGUAUGGUGUGAUUGUUUUGUUGAAUAUUGUAUUUUUUCCAAUGCUCUACAUAUUUUUCACGUACACAAAGAUAUUCAUAAUAUCCUAUCGAAGUUGUAGAGAAGUCAGGACAAAAGCUGCACAGACCUGUUUACCCCACCUGUUGGUUCUAAUCAACUUUUCAUUGUUGUGUACAUAUGAUAUUAUUAUACUUAGACUGGAAUCAGAUAUUCCAAAAACUGCACGUUUAAUAAUGACUUUACAAGUGGUUUUGUAUCAUCCUCUGUUCAAUCCAAUCAUAUAUGGCCUAAAAAUGAAAGAAAUUUCUAAACACCUAAAGAGGUUGUUCUAUCAAGUAAAUCAAGUAAAAUGA
Molecule: messenger RNA, 1071 nt
Organism: Siniperca chuatsi (mandarin fish)
Lineage: Eukaryota; Metazoa; Chordata; Actinopteri; Centrarchiformes; Sinipercidae
Product: olfactory receptor 10AG1-like
Exons: 1
Coding region: 142-1071 (309 amino acids)
Biological process (GO): G protein-coupled receptor signaling pathway
Cellular component (GO): membrane
Molecular function (GO): olfactory receptor activity; G protein-coupled receptor activity
Source: RefSeq, a predicted model, not a curated record